Molecule: messenger RNA, 691 nt
Organism: Daucus carota subsp. sativus
Lineage: Eukaryota; Viridiplantae; Streptophyta; Magnoliopsida; Apiales; Apiaceae
Exons: 6
Coding region: 20-550 (176 amino acids)
Biological process (GO): proteolysis; protein desumoylation
Cellular component (GO): nucleus
Molecular function (GO): deSUMOylase activity
Source: RefSeq, a predicted model, not a curated record
UGAGAAUUUGUGCAAGGAGAUGAAUGAUGAUAGAUUUGCAUUUAUGUCACCAUCUAGACUGGUGAUAAAUCACAAGCGUGAAUAUAACCGUAUUGAGGAAGUCACUCAGUAUAUGACAGAGUUUUUAGUUACAAACAAAGAUAAGCGUUUUAUCUUUGCACCAUACAUCCAAGAUGAUCAUUGGAUAUUGCUUCUAUUCUGUUUGGAUGAAAGUGUCAUUUACGUGUUUGAUUCAUUGAGAAGGGAGCGGGAUAUUCGGUUGACAACACCUACACGAACGGCAUAUAAACUGUAUGUAGCACAAGGUGGCAGGAAGAAUAACCGAAAGGAAUUUCUUUGGUGUCAUGCAGAUGUUCAGUGUCCUCAACAACAAGGAGGUACAGAGUGCGGUUUAUUUGUUAUGAGGUACAUGCAUGAAGUAUUCCUGCUUUCUCAAAAAAAUCCUAAUACCAAUUGGAAAGAGGGCCUUGGUUCAAGAAGGUAUUUAAAGAAGGAACUCAAUGAGGUUCGGGAACUGUGGGCUGAGUUUUUUACAGUUGAAUGUCUAUAAUGAGAUAGUUGACGGACUUUAAUGGCCACUACAAGCUUUUUAGUGGUAAGGACGAGAGCGAAGACUGAGGCAGCUGACUUAUUACUACGUAUUGAUUUCAUAAUUUCUAGUGUGGACAUGUAAUUUGACAAGAAGAAUUAU